AUGAAACAGUCACUCGUUUAUCAUGUGGCCUUGCUGGCUUGGGCGUCACUCGCUGUGUCGUCGCCCAUCUCGCGCCGUGACGUGUUCGGCCACAAUGACUUUAGCUGUCAGAGCCUGAACCACCCGAACCCGGUGAUCCUGCUACAUGGCCUGGGGGCCAACGAGUAUGAGGACCUCAACGUGCUCGAGGCGUAUCUCCAGACGCAAGAAUUUUGCACGUUCGGCAUUACGUACGGCGCCUAUGACGCGUUCCCGUUCUUUGGCGGUCUUAAGGCCAUCGCCGAUUCGGCUCAGGAGAUCGCUCAGUUCAUCCUUCAGGUGCGCUCCGAGACUGGCGCCGACAAGGUUGACCUAGUCGGCCAUUCUGAAGGCGGUUUUCAGGCGCUGUACGUGCCAAAAUUCGAACCGGGCGUUGCCGGGAUCGUGGACAAGAUCGUCUCUAUCGCUCCACCCACCCAUGGCACCACCUUUGCCAAUCUUGCUGACCUGGCAUACCUGGGCGGCAAUGCCAGCCGUGACGCUGUCGGUGAGAUUCUUCAGACCUUUGGCUGCCCUGCCUGUGACGACCUCUUAGUUGGCGGCGAUGCCGUCGCCCGCCUCGAUGAUGGGCCCAUCGCACAACCCGGCAAUAACGUGCUUGUUCUCGCCUCAAAGUCUGACGAGCUUGUUACCCCGACCUCCACCUCCUUUAUCCACGAGGACGGUGUCACCAACGUCUGGACCCAGGAUAAAUGCCCACUGGAGAUUCUCGGCCACAUCGGCCUGGCUUACGACCUCGAUGUCUGGUGGACCGUCCAGAACUGGCUCGACCCAGCUUUCCAAGUCCCCGCCCUCUGUGUCCCUGGUCUGCCGUUCUAG
Molecule: messenger RNA, 858 nt
Organism: Rhinocladiella mackenziei CBS 650.93
Lineage: Eukaryota; Fungi; Ascomycota; Eurotiomycetes; Chaetothyriales; Herpotrichiellaceae
Exons: 1
Coding region: 1-858 (285 amino acids)
Biological process (GO): lipid catabolic process
Molecular function (GO): lipase activity
Source: RefSeq, a predicted model, not a curated record